AUAUACAUAUAUAUUAUUAAUUAGUUGCUUAAAUCAAGGAUUUUAUUUUAUACCUAAAUCUUCUAAGAAAUAACUAUUUUUUAGAAUGUGUUGUUAAGAAAACACUAAAACAAGGAAGAAUUAGUUAAUUAGACCAAUAUUUUAAGAUAGGGGUAAACAUCUUUUGGGUUGUUAAAUUUAAGAUUUAAUUUCUAUUUGGUUCCAAGAUUUCGAAACAUGUAGGAUCUUUUUAGGUGGCUAAAGCGUAAUUAGGAUUAAUGUAAAUUGGAGAGGUGAUUAGAAUGUAUGUCAAGUCAAGAAUGAAUUGAGAAAUGUGAUUGUGAAACGAUGGAAACUGAGAUUGAAUUGGAGAAACUGUGGGAAUAGAUUGACUUUUUUUUAAUUAUAAAUUGAAUUUAAAACACGCCAUCAAAACAUAAAGUUUGGGUAAAUUUGAAUUUAUAUUAUGCAUCCAAACAUCUCCAGUUUAUAAGUUAUUGUGUCGAGUUUCAAAGGUUAAAAAUUUAUUUUUGAGGAUUGUUUUUUGUUUUAUUAAGUUUUAAAAUUUAAAAUUUAUACUCAGAUUUUCAUUAAAUUAUCACUUUAACACGGUAGUUGUUGACAUUAAGGUGUUCUAAUUAAUAUAAAAUUAUUGCGAGAAAUCAUUUGUUGGAUUAGCAAAAUAAGUUGAAAUUAUCUGCAUAAUAUAGCAAAAAGGCUGAUUGCUAUAUAUUUUGUAAAUUAUUUCCACUUCUUGCUGUAUUUAAAAAUUACACCCAAAUUCUAGAGGCAACUAACUCAUUCAUUUGUAGGAAAUUGAGAAAUUCAAGGCUAGAUAAAGGGUGACAGUUAGGUAUUUCAUUAUUUUCUCCAUAAGAAAACCAAAUUUGACAAAAGAAAAAGAAAACGUUAAUUAUUGCUUGUGUAAUUUCUAUGGUAUAUACUUUUAUUUGGACAAAAUAAAAUUAUGCAUGCAAUUUUGUAGAGAGAGAGAGAGAGAGAGAAAGAAAGAGUUGACAAUUCAAAUGGAACACUCAAAAAAUUUAAUUAUAUGUUCAAACUUAGUGUAAACUAGACAAAUCAUAUUCAAUUGGAUCACUAUAGCAAAAUCAUUGACAUUUUUUUAAUGGAAUAAAAAUAAAAAUAAAAAACCAAAAAAGGUUAUAAAACAAAAUUUUGAAAAAAAUCAUAAUAAAAUCUUAAGACCAUCAAAAUGAAAAAAUAGUAAAUAUAAUUUUCCACAAGUAAUGUACUAUCUAAAUUUAGCAAUAAAUUAUUUUUUUUGCCUUUAUUUAUCCAUUAUCAUUAUUAUUAUUAUACCAAAAUGAAUAUUUAUUAAAGAAUUAUAUGACAUAAUUCAAAAUUAUAAUUUAUUUCUAAACGGUUAGCUUAGUCACUAACACGUUUGAAAUCACAUUAACAUUAAUUUUGUUUACCAGAAUUAACGCAUUAACUUCCACCAUAAGAAAAAAAAUGAAAAUAAACAAUUUUGUAAAGAGAACUUUAAAUAAUCUUUUUUUUCUUUUCUUUUUUGUCACACAUACCAUUUGAAAAUAUUAAAAAAAUGAUAACAAAUACUAAUAAUCACAUACCAUUUUACAACUUUAUAGUAUAAUAUUUAUUAUUCUAAUUUAAUAAGUUACCCAUUAUAUUUAGAAGUCAAUUCUACGUUGCCAAUACAUUCAUUCUCCACACACAUUCAUAAAUUAUUUAUUUUUUAAAAACAAUUUUAGAUUUAAUAUAUUUUUUCCCUCUCUCUAUAAAUAUACAUUCUUUUAUAUUCUUCUAUCUUCAUCAUAUACUAAAAACAAAAAGAAAUGGAUGCUCCUAACCCUUUUCUUCUCAUAAUUUUCACUUGCUUUCUUUUCCUUCAAAACGCACCGUUUUUUGGAGUGGCUUUCAGUGUAGCUUUUCCAAAAGCAAUUUCAGAUAAGCUUAAAUAUGAUCUUCAAACCAUUAGCUUAGCUUCCAAAGAUUAUGGCUUGAUGGUUCAACACAAUCCUUAUGCCGUUUUCUUUCCUGUGACUGGUCACGACGUCGCCGGCUUGAUCCGCUUCAUGUAUAUGCUUCCGGUCCCCUUGCAUAUCGCUGCUCGAGGUCAAGGCCAUUGUGUUCGAGGCCAAGCGUUGGUUGAUCAGAAUGGUGUUGUUGUAAACAUGACGUCCCUUGGUGGUUUACGACAAAAGACAAGUAGAAUUGUGGUGACGACGACGUCGCCGUUGGGUCCGUAUGCCGACGUUGGUGCUGAGCAACUUUGGAUCGAUGUACUACAUGCAACCACACAGAAGGGUUUAAGCCCUGUCUCGUGGGUGGAUUAUUUGCAUAUUACCGUUGGCGGGACGUUGUCCAAUGCUGGAAUUAGCGGCCAAACGUUUCGGUUCGGUCCUCAGAUCAACAAUGUUUAUGAACUUGAUGUCAUAACUGGAAAAGGAGAAUCCUUGACUUGCUCUCCCACCAACAAUCCCGAACUCUUUUACUCCCUCCUCGGCGGUUUGGGUCAGUUCGGCAUAAUAACCCGAGCUAGAAUCGCUCUUGCUCCAACUCCCACCAGGGUUAAAUGGGUUCGGAUGCUUUACACCAACUUCUCUUCCUUUACAAGUGAUCAAGAGAGUUUGAUAUCUAGAGAUCCAUCCAACGCCCCAGAUUACCUUGAAGGAUUGCUUUUGCUACAACUCAAUGCAGGUGAUAAGUCUUCGUUCUACCCUCUCCCAGACCAACCCAAGAUUUCAUCCCUUGUUUCUCAAUACGGCAUCGUUUACGUCCUUGAACUUGUCAAAUAUUAUGAUCAACAUUCUUCUUCUUCUGUUGACCAGGAAUUGGAGACUUUGUUGGGGGGGUUGAAGUUUGAGGCAGGGAUGAAGUUUGUUAAGGAUGCUUCUUACGAAGAGUUUUUAGAUCGAGUUCAUACCGACGAGGUAGCUUUAAGAGCUUUAGGGUUAUGGGAAGUUCCUCAUCCGUGGAUAAAUCUUUUCGUUCCGAAGUCGAGAAUUGCCGAUUUUGAUUCUGGUGUUUUUAGAGGCAUUAUUCAAAAGCGUAAUCUCACUUCUGGCGUCUUCCUCUUCUACCCCAUGUUCAAAAACAAGUGGGAUGAGCGGACGUCCGCCGUGAUACCCGACGAGGAGGUGUUUUAUGCUGCGGGGUUCCUGCUUUCGAGUGGAUUCAAAGAUUGGGAAACGGUUGAUGGUCAUGGUAGAGAUAUAUUGAAGUUUUGUGAAGAAGCUGGAAUUGAAGUGAAACAAUAUCUUCCACAUUUUGAAACGGAGAAAGAUUGGAUCAAUCAUUUUGGCCGGAAAUGGAGUGUUUUCCGGCAACGGAAGUCCAUGUUUGACCCUAAACAUUUGCUCUCUCCGGGACAGAAAAUUUUCAAUGUUUAAAUUAACUUAAUUAAUAAAAAUUCAAACCAAAUCAAUCAUUUUCUCUUCUCCUCAAUUAUAAUACAUUCUAUUUUCCACA
This is a messenger RNA of Cucumis sativus (cucumber), 3432 nucleotides long. RefSeq names its product cytokinin dehydrogenase 2. Gene Ontology annotation, biological process: cytokinin metabolic process. Gene Ontology annotation, molecular function: cytokinin dehydrogenase activity; FAD binding. The transcript is spliced from 5 exons. Lineage: Eukaryota; Viridiplantae; Streptophyta; Magnoliopsida; Cucurbitales; Cucurbitaceae. Bases 1797 to 3353 code for a protein of 518 amino acids. The record is from RefSeq and is a predicted model, not a curated record.